AUGGUAUUGGGCGGAACUGUAUUCAAAGGGAUCUCAAUGGGUGGUACUCAUGUGGCCAUUAAAAAGUCCAAGCAAGCUUUCAAUCUAGAGGAUGGCCAUGACUUUCUUAAUGAAGUGACAAUUCUCUCUCAAAUCAAUCACAGGAACAUAGUGAAAAUAUUAGGUUGCUGUAUCCAAACUAUAUUACCAAUGCUGGUAUCUGAAUUCGUUCCGAAUGGAACACUGUUUGAACAUUUACAGCCCAAGGAAGGGUGUUUGCCUUGGGCUUCACGUCUGCAAAUUGCAAUAGAGACGGCGGAGGCUUUGGCAUAUCUACAUUCUGGAGCAUCUCAACCCAUUUUCCACCAUUUCGGGAUUUCUCGUCUCAUCUCUGCUUCCAACAACACACAUCUCACCACUAAUAUAAUGGGCACAAGGGGCUACUUAGAUACUGAGUAUUUCCAAACUUAUCAACUCACCGACAAAAGCGAUGUGUACAGUUUUGGUGUUGUUCUUGUUGAGCUUAUAACAGGUCUCGAACCACUGAGUGCAGAAAGGAUGAGCGAGGAGUGGAGCUUAUCUUAUCUUUUUCUUGCUAGAAUCAACCACAACCGCCUCAGCGAAAUUUUAGAUAGCAAAAUAUUGUUGGACGAAAACCUUCAACAGAUGGAAGAUAUUGGAAAGUUAGCAAGAGAAUGCCUUCAUUUGGAAAGGAGGAAAAGACCGUCGAUGAAAGAGGUUGUGGAGGAACUUUUGUGGGUAAGAGGAUCACAUUUUACAGCAGGAGUAAAACCCACCAAACAGACAGAAAUUAUAAAGCGAACCACCACUCUCAAUGCAUUUGGGCUCGCAACAACAUUUUCUGUUCGGGCAAAACUGGCAGUUCAAUCAGCAAAACCAAAACAAAAAUUGUUAACGAAUGUAAAGCCCAGAGGAAUUAAACGACAGACUGAAUGGUUGACUUAG
Cryptomeria japonica (Japanese cedar) is the source of this 945-nucleotide messenger RNA. RefSeq names its product wall-associated receptor kinase-like 2. The transcript is spliced from 3 exons. Gene Ontology annotation, biological process: cell surface receptor signaling pathway; protein phosphorylation. Bases 1 to 945 code for a protein of 314 amino acids. The record is from RefSeq and is a predicted model, not a curated record. Gene Ontology annotation, cellular component: plasma membrane. Lineage: Eukaryota; Viridiplantae; Streptophyta; Pinopsida; Cupressales; Cupressaceae. Gene Ontology annotation, molecular function: protein serine/threonine kinase activity; ATP binding.